This is a messenger RNA of Olea europaea var. sylvestris, 1331 nucleotides long. RefSeq lists its product as uncharacterized. The record is from RefSeq and is a predicted model, not a curated record. The coding region runs from base 117 to 1157 and encodes 346 amino acids. Lineage: Eukaryota; Viridiplantae; Streptophyta; Magnoliopsida; Lamiales; Oleaceae. The transcript has 5 exons.
UCAAGAUUGUUGGUCACUCACUUGGUGGUGGUACAGCUGCACUGCUGACGUACAUCCUUCGAGAACAGAAAGAAUUAUCCUCGAGCACUUGUGUCACCUUUGCUCCAGCUGCCUGUAUGACCUGGGAGUUGGCGGAAUCAGGGAAACACUUCAUCACUACAAUUAUCAAUGGCUCUGAUCUGGUGCCUACAUUCUCAGCUGCUUCUGUGGAUGAUCUUCGUUCGGAGGUAACUGCAUCGUCUUGGUCGAAUGAUCUGCGUGAUCAAGUCGAGCGCAACAGAGUUUUAAAGGUCAUUUAUCGAUCUGCCACUGCUCUUGGGUCUCGUCUACCAUCUAUAGCGAAUGCUAAAGCAAGGGUUGUUGGUGCAGGUGCACUUCUGCGACCUGUCUCGAGCAGCACUGAGGUCAUGAUGAAGCGUGCACAAGAUGUAGCUCAAGCAGUUGUAAGGACUCGCUCUUCCAUAUCAUCAUGGACUUGUAUGGGUCCCCGCCGUCGUGCUGUGGUUCCUUCAUCUGAUUCCAAAGUGGACGAUUUGCCUGAGGCAAUCCCUCUUAUUCCUGAGACAACAGAAUCUCUUGCAAGAGAAAAAAUAAGCAGAGAUCUGGACCCAGAUAAGCCAGAAUAUUGUUCUUCGUCAGAUCAGUCAGGGAUAGACGAGACUGAUGACGAGGAUGAUCUCCGUCAUGUGGAUAAAACAGUCGCUACAUCAACUCUAGAGAAUAUUACAGAAGGCGAGUUAUGGUACGAACUCGAGAAGGAACUCCAGAGGCAGGAGAGUGAGGCAGAUGUCCAUACACAGGAAGAAGAAGAAGCUGCAGCAGAGGAAAUUACCGAAGAGGAGAAGGUACUGUCCGAUGCAGUUGAAAGUCGAACACCCAUUUCUUCCUCAGAUGUUUCAGAGAAUCUCCAUUUCUAUCCUCCAGGUAAGAUAAUGCAUAUGGUUUCUGUACCUUCAUCUGAGGCAAGCGAUUCAAGUCACAAUGGUUCGGUAGACGAGCAAGUUGGUAUCCAUGAGACACCACGAGAAUUAUACAGUAAGCUCCGAUUGUCGAGGACUAUGAUAAGAGAUCAUUACAUGCCUAUGUACAAGAAAGUGAUGGAACAAUUGAUCGUACAACUAGAAAACGAGGAAGAUGCUAAUGAAAUAUUAACAUAACAAGCUCAAAAUGGAGCGAAACUAUAUUGAUUAUGCCGGAUUUGGCACAUUUUUCUUCUUUAACUCGUGAUGAGUGGGGAUUCUAGUGUAUAAUUGAACUUUAUAGUUAAAAGGGGGUUGCUGAAUACUUUUGUGAAUAUUUAUAGAUAAUUAAAGCAUAUAUUUCACAGGUCU